This is a messenger RNA of Melospiza georgiana, 4508 nucleotides long. RefSeq names its product shroom family member 4 (gene SHROOM4). Gene Ontology annotation, biological process: actin filament organization. Bases 1 to 4407 code for a protein of 1468 amino acids. The transcript has 11 exons. The record is from RefSeq and is a predicted model, not a curated record. Gene Ontology annotation, cellular component: apical plasma membrane; adherens junction; cortical actin cytoskeleton. Gene Ontology annotation, molecular function: actin filament binding. NCBI's taxonomy places the organism in Eukaryota, Metazoa, Chordata, Aves, Passeriformes, Passerellidae.
AUGGAGCGGGCUGAGGGCCGGCCCGGCGCCCCCCAGUAUGUGCAUGUGCAGCUGCAGGGGGGCGCGCCCUGGGGCUUCACGCUGCGCGGCGGGCUAGAGCACGGCGAGCCCCUCAUCGUCUCCAAGGUGGAGGAUGGGGGCAAGGCUGCACUGUCCCGCCGGCUGCAGCCAGGUGAUGAGCUGGUGAACAUCAGCGGGACCCCACUGUACGGAUCCCGCCAGGAGGCCCUCAUCCUCAUCAAGGGCUCCUACCGCACUCUGAAGAUGGUUGUUCGCAGGUUGGCAGUGCUGUGGAAGGGACACAGGGAGGGCCAGUGGGGCUUCACCUGCCUGGGGGACUGGCAGGAACCUGGAGGUGCCCCUUGCUGGGACAGGCCCCUCCAACUGCAUCCAUUCCCUGGCUGCAUCCUGACUGAGUCCAGCUCCAGCAGCACUCAGGGGCAGGGACGGCGCAAGGGCACUGCCCAAGGGGCAGGGAUCCCACGGGACUGUGCUGGGGCUCAGCAUCAUCCAUGGAGGAGCGUGCCCGUCUUCCGGCCCCAUUCCUGGCAUGUGGCCAAACUUGCCGAAAGCCGCCCAGACGUCCCCACCAUGCACUGCCCGGCUGAUGCCUUCAGCUUCUCCUGGCCUUCGGGGUGUGAUGUCAGCACUGACCGGAGCAGCUCCAUCGGGAGCAUGGAGAGCCUGGACCAUCCCAGCCAGGCCUGCUAUGAAGGAGACCCCUCACCCGUUGACCAGGGCAUGUACCACAGUAAGCGGGACUCGGCCUACAGCUCCUUCUCUGCCAGCUCCAUUGCCUCUGACUGCGCCCUCUCUCUCCGUCCUGAAGAGGCCGUGUCCGUUGAUUCCAGCCUCCAAGGCCCCCGCAAAGCCCCUGACAGGCACUACCUGACCACAGGAGCUGAGCCAUCUGCCAGCUGGCACCCUGAGGCCUGGCGGGCACCAGUGCCCCCCCAGCCCCCUGUCAGGAGGGACAGCCUGCGAGCAGCCCCAGCUGGCAGAGGGGACAAGUGCCAGGCCUCAAUGUCAGCGGAUAUGCUGCAUGCCAAGGGCCGGUGGAUCUCUGACACCUUCCUCUGCCAGCGGGAUGGGGAGGCAGAAAUAGUGGGCAGGAGGAAACUGGCGCCAUACCCCACAAAGGACUGUCUCUCUGCUGACCAGUAUUACAUGCUGAGCUCCCACCCGGACCGUUGCCCAGCUGAGCCACUCCUGGGGGAGAGCAUGGAGUCUGACAACCAGCCAUACGUGGAUGACAGCAUGCACCAAGUGCCUGAUGCCACAACAGCAGGUGACAACCCAUUGCUGUCCCCUCUCAAGGGCCACGUGUCGCACCGUCACAGUGCUCCCGAGCAACUGCUGGCCUCCCAGUUCCGCUCUCUCCAACUGGGCACCAACAGUGGGCGAGCCUCUCCAGCCCCCAGUGGGCAACACUGGACCUUGUCUCCGCUGCAUCCUGAGGGCAGCCGAGGGGGAACCACAGGGGCUGCCCAGGAUCCCCCGCACUGCCCAGAGCCUGGCUGCCGCCCACCGCCCUGCCACUGCUGCCCUGAGCUGCAGCAAGCCUGCGGGCAGGAUGGCCGGGGGGCAAGCCCAGUACUCAGCACUGAGGGGCCAGUGGAGGAGGAGAGCCGUGGAGGGGCCCGGCGGGCUGGGGGUCCUCCCCACCGCUCUGCUCAGAUGCGCCGCCGCAGCGACCGUUUUGCCACCAGCUUGCGCAACGAGAUCCAGCGGCGCAAGGCCCAGCUGCAGAAGAGCCGGGGUCCUGGUGCACCUCUGCCUGGUGAGGAGCCAGUGGAGGAAACUGAGGAGCCCCCAAAGGGCAGUGUACUGGCAGAGCGACAGCCUGCCCCGUCUGAGUGUCUCAGCCCCGCACCGAGUGAGGAGAGCAGGAACUCUGGCCGCUCUGCAGAUCGGGGCAUCCCCACUCCUGACCCAGCCCCUAAAGGGCCCUUGUCCCCUGAGCGGGUGGUGCCAACAGCCAGGGGCCGCUGGCGCUGGUCCCCGGAAAACAAGCUGCAGCCACAACACUCGCCCAGCCACAGUGAACUGGAGGGCUACGGCCAGGGCCCGGCGGCCUGCAGCUCCCCACCACCACGGGGCAGCGACGAAGCAGUCCUGCUGCCCUUUGCCGACCGCCGCCGGUUCUUUGAGGAGAGCAGCCGACUGGCACCACCCCGGCACAGCAAGCCGCCAGCAGGUGAUCCCAGCACCUUCCAGCCCCCUGGCCCUGAGCACCGGGAUGUCCGCCGCCUCUCUGUGGACCAGCCCUACAGCCCACCCUCACCCAGCCGCCCUGGCUCCGCUGGCCCCUAUGCUGAGUGCUGCCGGGAGCAGCCCCACUGCUACAAGCCACUGGGGAGGCCAGGGGAGCUGGAUUACCUGCGGGGCUUUUCCUACCCCUACGGGGUUCCCCUGCACCCUGAGCCCUGCCGCUACUGUGGAGGGGACCUGUGCCCGCCACCACGGCCCCGUGGCCACACAUGCCGCUGUCACCCUGUGUCCUGGGUGCGCUGCCCUGACUGCUGCUACCCAGCUACCCAUCCUGGGCGACAGGAGAGUGAUGCCUGGCCCCUCCGGAGAGCUUUCGUCCCAGAAUUUCCUCAGGGUGAGUGGGAACCACCUUCAAUCACCAGGAAAGUCAGCCAGUCCAUCAGUGAGCUCUCCAGCUGCCCACCCGGUUUCCCAAGGCUUGGCCCAUUCCACACCUGCCUUGAGAGCACCGAGCCAGAGUGGCCACCCUGCUACCGGGCCACAUCCACGCAUGACCUCUUGUGGGAUAGUGACCACCUGGCCCAGACCCCUGAGAGCCCCCCGGAUCCGCUGCACCGCCCACUAAGGGGCAGAGCCUUCUCUGAGAGCCAUCUCAACCUGGAACCUUCCAGCCCCUGGGGCUGUGACCAGAAGGACCUUUUCCGUGCCAAGCUGGACCCUCCCAGCAUCCCCAAAAAGAAGGGCCCUCCACCUCCCCGCCCACCUCCGCCCGACUGGGAGAAGUACAGACAGCGUCGGGCAUCCCAGCACCCGCCAGAUGGUGCUGGGCAUGGCUCUGCCUUCUCUGCUGCCCCAAUGCCAAUCCGCAGCAUUGCUGUGGCAGUGAGGGAGCGGUCACAGAGCCUCACUGGGGAGCAGAAAGGCCAGUCCUGGGGGCACACUGCUUGCCCCCCUGCUCUGUCAGGUGCCUGGCCCCGACCUGAGGCCCCCAGAUCACUCCGCAGGACUCCUGGGCCCGAUGCUGCCAACGCUGAAAUUUGCAGGGUGUCAGGAGCCGGGGAGAAGCGGACAAAGAUGAAGCGGUCUGGGGAGAUGGAGGAGCAGCCCCAAAGGCUCAUCCAGAACCAGGAGCAGGGCCGUGCCAGUCCCCGUGGGGUGGGUGAGUGCUCCCUGUCCCUGCAUUGUGGCUCUUGCCCUGCCAUGCCGGAGGCACUUAAGCCCAGUUCUGGGGCAGUGGAGGGGGUGAGCUGCCAGGGCAGCUGGCCCCAGCCCCGCUGCAUGGACUCUGAGGAACGACUGUGGGACGUGGCUGUCAGGGACCAUUCCCUGGCCAGUGUCCUCGCCCCCUUGGCUUCCCCUGGCACCACCAGUGAGGUGAUGGGUGAGCUGCUGGUGGCUGGGGAGCGACCGGCCUGGCGGAAGUGUCUCCAGCAGGACUGGCACCUGGAGGCCCUGGCACAGGACAGGCAAGGGUUUGAGCCCAUCUCGCUGCCUCCCAGGAGUGCUGCCAGCUCCAGCACCUUCCCAGUGCACUUUGGUGUUGCAGUGGGCAAAACUGAGCCACUCAACAAGGUAAAGGCACUGCCGGAGGUAGUGGAGGGGAGCUCGGAGGAUGAGGAGGAGGAGGUGGACCAUGAGCUGGUGGAAAAGAAGCUGCAGCUGAUCGAGAGUCUGAGCCGCAAGCUGGUGGUGCUGCAGGAGGCACAGCGGGGGCUGCAGGAGGACAUUAGUGCCAAUGGGGCACUGGGUGAAGAUGUGGCUGCUCGCCUGCAAGCCCUCUGCACCCCAGGGGAGUUCGACAAGUACCGCCUCUUCGUGGGUGACCUGGACAAGGUGGUCAACCUCCUGCUCUCCCUCUCGGGUCGCCUGGCCCGGGUGGAAAGUGCCCUGGGCAGCCUCGGGCCACACGCCCCUGCUGAGGACAAGCUGGCCCUGCGGGAGAAGCAGCGGCUGUUGGUGGCACAGCUGGAGGAUGCCAAAGAGCUGAAGGAGCAUGUGGGGCGGCGUGAGGAGGCAGUGGGUGCCAUGGUGGCACGGUACCUGCCCCCUGAGCACCUUCAGGACUACCAGCACUUCGUCAAGAUGAAGUCAGCCCUCAUUGCUGAGCAGAGAGAGCUGGAAGAGAAGAUCAAGCUGGGCCAGGAACAGCUCAGGUGCCUGCGUGAGAGCCUUGGCCAGGCCUCCAAGGACUGCUAGCCCCCCUACCCAGUCUCCCUCUGGGAUCCUGGCUGUGAUCCCAGAUUGCUACCAAAGAGGAUCCAGCCCCUUGUGGAUUCUCCCAGUGUCUGUUCAUCUGU